Molecule: messenger RNA, 5766 nt
Organism: Aspergillus ibericus CBS 121593
Lineage: Eukaryota; Fungi; Ascomycota; Eurotiomycetes; Eurotiales; Aspergillaceae
Product: putative Rho guanyl nucleotide exchange factor
Exons: 2
Coding region: 1-5766 (1921 amino acids)
Biological process (GO): intracellular signal transduction
Cellular component (GO): cytoplasm
Molecular function (GO): guanyl-nucleotide exchange factor activity; protein binding
Source: RefSeq, a predicted model, not a curated record
AUGUCCGAGGGUGAUGUCGAGCCCGUUUCUGGCCUCUUUGACGGCAGUCCUCGUCAGUUCCGGCGUCUAUCCUCCCAAAGCACCACCGAAUACUUCUAUGACGCCCUUUCCAACGGCGCUCGUGACGACCCUCUAGCCGCGCUGUCCUCCACUCCUGUUCCCUUGCUGUCGGGUAAAACAUAUCCCUCUCAGCCGGGUCUCACAAGUCUGCAACCCUUUCCUGCACCUACCAGCAUCUCCCCGGAAGACCUUCGCGACAGUUUCGGCCGAUCCUUGCCUGACCCAGACGACUAUUAUCGGCCACAUUUGCCCACGGUGGCGGCAAACGACGAAGGUGGUCUCGACUCCAGUGGUCGUCACAUGGGGGAGGUCGACGGCGACGCAGCCGCAGAGCAACGUCCCAGACACUUCCAGCGUGUGGCCUCGGUACCCAUACACCUGUUGGAGUCAUCAAAUGCAAACUCGGGUCCGUUCCGUUCGGCUUCCGAUUCAUCAUAUAAGGGUGUUGGGCACGAAUCUACCUGGGGAUCAUCGUCAGCGCGGGCGUCGACAGCACGGUCAGGGCAAACAUCAUUCAAAGAUCUGAUCAAUAAAUUCAACAACAACGUCGAUCACGUACUUCCUGUUCCAGCCACAGCCACAGCCAGGUCGCGAGUAACCUCGAGGCCUGUCACUCCGACCAGUCCCACCGAAGCCCCUCGAGCCCUUCCUCGCCUGCGCGAACCACAUAACCUUCCGACGAGACAGCACUCUCACCACUGGCAUCCCACGAGUGUAUUUGAUACCGAUUCUUCAUCCGACCUUAUUCCACCCCCACUCCGGACGACUGACGUCGAUAAUAAUCCUUCGAGCAACGUGACAUCAUCGGACGCGAUCCUGCGACGGCCCCUGCUUGGCGAAACCCUUCGGAUCGAUACGAGCCCGCAGAUUUCUGGAUAUGGAACAUCGUCGACUUUGUGGCGUCGAGGUUCAGAUGGGAUUAUUCCGAGCCCAAAUCCAGCGUUCUUAGAUCAUCUUGAUCCUUCGGCCGGCGUGACGCCCCUGACCCCCACGGCGUGGUACCUGGGACGCACACCGUUUCUGGAGGCUGUGAGCUCGGGAUCGAGUGUUCACCGGAGAACGAGGAGUGAUAUUGCUGGAAACUGGUCUGUUGAGGCCGCGCACGCUCCCGACUCCCACAUGGCGGUUCCGGCCCCCUUGCAGCCCAAUUCCCAAACAUGCCUAGACAACAACCCGCAGACGACCAAAUCACGCAUUCCGAUUUCAUCCCACCGCUUGAACUCGCCUUCCGCUUCGGACGAGUCUCCUCCCCCUUCAAGGGCGGGCGCCAAUUCCGGAAACCGGGCUGCCGUUCAAGUCCAUCUGCCACCCAAGGGCACCAGCCGCCUCCCUAAACCUUCGCCCAAAUCGCCGCGUGACAUGCCUAAAAAUGAUCAAUCACCCGGUGGUACGGCAUCGCCACGCGCAAAGCGGGAAAUGGCUCAUGGACGGUCCCGCCAGCAGCUUCCUGAACGAAAUGCACUGUUAGAAGCGUACAUUGCCGCGCCGCCUCCGAAAAAGUCCCCCCAGUUGCGCAGCUCCCGGCCGCGCCAGCCUGUCUCACACACUCAGUCGUCUCGAUCGAAGGUGGUUGAAACGGUGUCCAAUUUUCAGAGACAGAUCAACCGCGAUCGGGAGAUCAGAAACUCCAGGGCUCGUGAACGGCGAUUACCGGAAUUGGGCCAUGUCGACUUUGCAACUAGGCGCGAGAAGAUCCAGCAAGCUUUCAAUCGCACCGUCCAGGAGAAUGAGAGGAAGGAAGAGAAGGCCGCCGAACUCCGACGUCAAGCCAAAGCCCAUGAAGACCAACACGAACGCACUCUAUCCCCUACGGCCGAACCACCACAGCCUGUGGAAAUAGAAGCAGAGCCUGCUUCGCAUCUUGAGGAUAACGCAACGGUGAUUGAGGAAGUGGCUCCCGAUGAGGAAUCAGACCCAGUGCCCGAAACGCAGAAUUCCCGACCGCUACCUGAGCUUCACGUCGAGACCGAUGUCCCUACCCAGGAAAAUGCAGAAGGCAUCUCCGCCACACAUAUGAUGACGAUGGAUUCCCCAACCCUCGGACACGCAGAUAUCAUCCAGAGCGGCCUAUCCCACGCCCCUCCCGCGUCUGAUGCCACCUCGGACUCGAACGACACUCAUGUGACUGCCUUUGAUACAGAACCACAAGUUGACUUGUCACGGCAGAACCUGCAUUCUUCGCAUCGGACGCUGUUGAGCCAGAUCAUGAAUAUCCGGGAAUCCAGUCCAAGCAGCUCAUCGUGUGAUGAGCAGGAGUGUAGCUUCUCUGAAAUCGACGACACGGAAUCCGUACCUGUGAGGUUGAAGAAUGCUUUCUCUUUUGAGGAUCACGCGGACAGCAGCGAUAACCCAGAAUCGUGUGAUCUAUACAUGCAACACGGUGCGACGAACGGAGCGACACCCAAUAGAUGGAGCAUGAGUUCUUGGUCGUCGUCUCUUCGCAACCAACAUUCCGCGGACGAGCAGUGCGACCACAGUGGAGAUGACUUCUCCCAGCUACAGCAGUGUGCGGAGGAUAGUGAAGCCGCAACCCAAUCCUGCUCUGCGUCUUCCAGUACUCCAUCCACGACCGGCCAUCAGUACUCGAGCUCCGACACCCAGAAAAUCGACGUCACCCCUGAGACCAGACAUGCCGCGGUAUCUCAACCCAAUGGCUUUGCAUUUUCAAGCGCCUCGAGCUUGGCAAGACUGGGCGGGUGGGAUUCCAAGAGGGUCGGCCAACUUUAUCUGCAGGAGCUAGCUAAUGGCAGAGGGCUUGGCCUUCCUUUGCCAGCAGUUCGCGCGUCUCCAGAGCUGUCACAGUCUCAUCUUGACCGAAAUGCAGAAGGAAUGCCUAAGAAUUUGCCUGAUGGCCCGGUUCUUGUAUCUCGUAUAGGAGAUCCCCCUAAUUUGGAGCGACCGGGACAUACGGCAAGCCUAGUUCUGCGUGAUGACUGGGAACAUGCGUCCCCAUCGAUCAUGGACUGGAUGCAAAUCGCCGCUGCUGAGGACGGCUCUGUUUUACAAGAGCAGAAUGGCAAUGCACGCCCUAGGCACGACAGUGCGCCGACUCCGCGAUUAGUAACGCCGAACCCACAAUCAUCAUGCUCAGAAGAGGGCGAUGAAGGAUUAGGCCUGGCUAUCAAGAUCCACGUGCCGCAAGAGCUUGAGGCUCACGAGAAACCUUUACCCCCUUCCGAGCCGCUAGGCGAGGGUGCAUCGAUCGACAAUGUUGUCGUUCAACGGCGACCACAGCUGCCUUCAAACGUCAAUGCCGAGCAACGGUUUAGCACGAUCCUUUCCGGUAUAUUUGCUCCGUUGGACCCUGUUCAGAGCACCGGUAGUAGCGAGGAUUCCUCUCUGCGCAAGCUUGAGCCAAUACCGUCCCCUAACACAUUCGACUCGUCUUCUACCUCACUAGUUCCUUCAACAUCCGAGCCAUUGCGUCUCAAGGCACCAUCUCCCUCGCCAGAGCAACGGCGUCUGAAAAAGCGGCGACAUGUGAUCAAGGAACUUGUCGAUACGGAGUACACGUUUGGAAGAGACAUGAAAGUCGUGGACGAUAUAUACAAAGGAACAUCGAGUUCAUGCUUGGAUCUCUCUGCGGACGACGUCAAGAUUCUUUUCGCCAACUCGGACCAGGUGGUGCAGUUUUCGAUGGCGUUUCAGGAUGCACUCAAAGAAGCGGCCAAGAGCGUUUAUGUGAUGCCCAAGUCACAACGUUGGACCAGCAAACGCAAUGCGCGCCAUAAUACGUCCAGGACCGAGUCGGAGAACUCAAACACAACGGGAAUAUCCGAUCUAGACAAGGACAAGAUGACGUACAUCGGUGAGGCUUUCAUGGCGCAAAUGGCCUACAUGGAGAAGGUUUAUGCCGAUUAUCUCAAGAACCACGACGCUGCCAACAAAAAGCUUCAGACGCUGCAGCGUAACCCCAAGGUUGCGAUCUGGCUUAAAGAGUGCCGAGACUGGGCGUCUGAUCUGACAACGGCGUGGGACUUGGAUUCUCUUCUUGUCAAGCCAGUGCAAAGAAUCUUGAAAUACCCUCUCUUGCUUUCCGAACUCCUCGACUCGACCCCUAGCGACCAUCCCGACCAUCCAGCUCUUGUGAGUGCCCUCGAGGAGGUUACGAAUAUAUCUGUCCGUAUCAACGAGAUGAAGAAACGGGCCGACCUGGUGGGCCAAGUGGUUGGUCGCAAACGAAAAGAGUCCGAUGUCAGGACGGGCCUGUCCAAGGCCUUCGGCCGACGUACCGAGAAACUGAAGCAGCAAGUGGGUCUUUCCGACAUGAUCGAGGACAAGGUGUAUGACACGCUCGCUCAAAAGUUUAACGACAACUUUUUCCAGCUACAACUGGUCAUGCGCGACGCUGAGUUGUAUACUCGCGAGGUACAGACUUCCAUGCACGGGUUUAAUGAAUUUGUUGCGGCGAUUGAAGGGUUCGUCGACGUGUCCCCAUCCAACUAUGCCGAAUUGGAAGGCAGAUGGCGUGAGCUGAAGGUCACUGUUGGGGAAAUCAUGACUGUGGCGUUGCCCGAACACCUUGCGGUGGUUCGAAAGAGUGUCAUUGACCCAAUGGUCACGUUGCUCAAACUCCACGAUGGCCCGCAGAGAGUGAUGAAAAAGCGCGACAAGCGUCUCAUGGAUUACGCUCGCUUCCGAAGCAUCAAGGAACGAGGUGAUAAACCGGACAAGAAGACGACCGAACAAGGCGAACAAUUUGUGGCGCUGAAUGAGACCCUCAAAGACGAACUCCCCAAGCUCUAUUCACUGACCGCCAAAUUGAUGGAGGCAUGUCUCAAGAAUUUCGUGAAUAUCCAGACUACUUGGUUCCGCCAACUCCAGAAUAAGCUCGGGUCUCUGUUCGAGUCGUUCCCCGAAGAUAUCCAGAAGAUUGUGGAAGACUGGUCCUGCAACUUCAAUUACUCUGAGGCGCAGGUGCUGUCUCUGGGAAUCUGCAAUGGCUCGCUGCUGGCUGACACCGUCAACCUCGUCAACUUCAACACGCCCUCCACUGGGGCCAAUAUCAAUUCGCCCCGACGACCGUCCACUGUUAACAGUGUCAGUACCCGCGUGGGAUCGAUUAUGGAGGAUUCGCCCAAGGUGUCUCAGGAUUUCGGCAACGGCCCUCAUUCUUUCCAUUCGCCCAGCUUUGACAGCCAGUCUCAGGUGUCUCAUGGACGCCACAGAGCCGAUUCGACGUUCUCCGGCCGUGUGGGACAUGAAACUGCUGAAAUUCCCAGAAGUCAACUGCUGCAACAGAUUACCAGCACAUCCUCCGGGUCUAUCCCAGCUUCAAACACGAACACCGAGUCUUUCCCAAGUCUACCUCGACUGAGCCUUGAUUCCCCUUUCCUGGUUGACGUCAUCGGUCCUUCGAACGAGGGGACGAAGCCCGAGGAUGAGCGUCCUACAUCUCCUGACGGGCGGUAUUCCGGCUUUUUCUCCUCCGCGAUGCCCAUGUCGGACAAUCCCCAGGAUAACGCACCGGCGCAUCACGAGCCUCCUCACGAGCCAGCCGUGCUGUUCCUCGCUGCCAGCAUCUAUGAAUUCAACAUUGACCGCGCGCGACGGGAGGCUGGCUACCCUUACCUGACCUACGUUGUUGGAGAGAUCUUUGAUGUCAUUGCGGAGAAAGGGGAGCUGUGGCUCGCCAAGAAUCAGGAUGACCCUACUCACCAGGUUGGAUGGAUCUGGAACAAGCACUUUGCAAAGCUGUCAACCUGA